AUGUCCGGCACGCAUUUUUUAAUUGGAAUAUGUACUAAGGAUUAUGUGAUUUUGGCAGCGGAUCGUUCAUGCUUUGCACAUGGAGCAAUUGUUGUUGCCGAUGAUGAGGAAAAGAAAUUUAUCUUGGGUGAUAAAUUAGCAAUGAUAUGCAUUGGUGAAGAUGGUGAUGUAGCGCAGUUUGGAGAUUGGUGCAAACGAAAUAUUCAACUUUAUAAACUUCGAUACGGUUAUGAAAUGAGUCCACGUUCAAGUCAUCACUGGAUUCGUCGGAGUAUUGCUGAAGCUUUACGAACACAGGAUUAUUACGUUGUUGAUACAUUGAUUGGUGGUUAUGACAGCAUUGAAAACAAAGCUUUUCUUGGUUCUGUUGAUUACUUGGGCAACGGUAUUAUUGACCAGCCGUAUAUUUUUCGUGGAUUCAGUGGACGACUCUGUUAUUCAAUUCUAGACAAAACAUAUAGGAGUGAUAUGUCCGAAGAGGAUGGCAUCGGUUUGUUAAAGAAAUGUCUGCAUGAAUCAAAACGUCGUUUCAUCGUCAAUUUGCCGGCGUUUGAAGUAAUGGUUAUCGAUAAGAAUGGAACACGACAGCUGGAGGAUAUCAAAGUUUAG
This is a messenger RNA of Brugia malayi, 609 nucleotides long. RefSeq names its product proteasome subunit beta type 2, putative (gene Bma-pbs-4). Gene Ontology annotation, molecular function: peptidase activity. Gene Ontology annotation, cellular component: cytosol; proteasome core complex; nucleus. Bases 1 to 609 code for a protein of 202 amino acids. The transcript has 6 exons. Lineage: Eukaryota; Metazoa; Nematoda; Chromadorea; Rhabditida; Onchocercidae. The record is from RefSeq and is a predicted model, not a curated record. Gene Ontology annotation, biological process: proteasomal protein catabolic process.